AACCCUUAAUUGAUAUCAGUGUUCACAAUUAUCUAACGUUUGCACAACAACGCUUUCCAAUCAUGCAGUUGAAAGCGAAUUUCAGUCUUUUUAAAGAACCUCGGGGAUUUAUAAAAGUGAUUCAGUUUGUGAUUGCCAUACUAGCGUUUUCAACCACGACUGGCUACAAAAGUGAACUCACAGUAACUAUAAAAAACUGCACAAUUAUUGGAAAGUUUUCUUUUGCUUUUGAUCAAAUCAAUGCACACUCAAUAUGCCCUGAAAAACAUGAUGACAAUUUACCUUCUGUUGUAAAAGGCUCUGCAAUUUUUUUUACGUUUGUUGGUGUCGUCAGCUGUUUGUACUGUAUUGUUGCUGUUUUCUAUUACACCUUCCUUGAAGAUCCGAAAAAAUGUGGACCUGGGGGUACCGGACGGGACAUUAAAUCAUAUGCUACUGUGGACCUAGCCGCGACUUUACUUUUGACAUUGUUCUGGUUUUGUGGCUCAGUUGCGUGGGUAGCUGGUUUUGUCGAACUAACUGAUAAAACUGAUGUAGAACACAUCUGUGAAUCUUGGAAACGUCGGCCGUUGUCGUGUAACGUAAUCGACAAAGCAAAUUAUGCAGGACUCAUAAUAUCUUUGAUGUUUGGUUUCUUGAGCUGUUUUCUGUGGGGGGCAAACACGUGGUUUGUCUUUAAGGAAACAGUCUGGCAUAAAGAAAUUGGGUCGACCGCUGUAGCCGAGCCACUUGCUACCGAAUCUCCCAGUCAGGAGCUUCCCAAAGAAGCAGUAUCUUCAGGAUUGAUUGCUAUUCUAGCAUUUUCAACAACAGCUGGUUAUGAUAGUGGAUUUAAAAUAAGCUCACCUACAUGCACAGCCAAAUUUGGUUAUGCAUUUGGCAAAAUAUCUGGCAACGGGAAUUGUUCUGUAUUUUCAAACUUUGGGUCUUUACCAUCCACUAUAAAAAGUUCUGCGCAAUUCUUUGUCUUUGUUGGAGUCAUCAGCUUUUUGUACUGUAUUGUUGCCUUGGUCUAUUAUGUCUGCUUUGAAGACCCAGUAAAAUAUGGACCUGGAGGGACUGGACGGGACAUUAAAUCAUUUGCCUCUGUGGACUUUGCUGUAACUUUACUUUUGACAUUGUUCUGGUUCUGUGGCUCAAUUGCAUGGGCAGUUGGUGUAGCCAAACUUAGAGAUAAAACAGAUGCCAAAAAGUUUUGUAAAUCUCCUUGUAGUGUUUUUGACAACGCAAACUAUGCAGGACUCAUAAUAUCAUUGUUGUUUGGUUUCUUGAGUUGUUUUCUGUGGGGAUUCAACUCGUGGUUUGUCUUCAAGGAAACAGUUUGGCACAAAGAAGUUGGUGCAACCAAUGAAGCCGAGGAACCAGCUGUUGAAUUACCUCGUCAAGAGGUUCCAGGAGAAACAUAGCCUUAGGAGUUUAGAAAUAAUAAUUUGUAUCGUUGUAUUCAUUACCUACAGAGGGAAAAUACUUACAAAGCACUUAUUAUCUCCGUAAAUUCUUUUUUUCAUUAGCAAAAUACAUACAUUUUAUUUAAUUAUGUGCAUUUAAAUAUUCCACUGUACCAUACGGCAAUGAAUACAUACAUGGUGUGUUUAUUAUAUAUACUAAAUGGGGCAACAUUUUAGUUAGUGAGUGAUUAAGGAAGCUCAAUAAUUGGUGAGGUUGAUAUUCAUAUAUAUGCAUUUUAUAAUCAUAAGAAACAAAUAAAACAAUUUAUUUCAAAGGAACAUAAUAUGAUUAGCCCUCCCUCAAUUAUUGAGAUAGCUACCACCGGGCCUAGUUCAUGUUGUACAUAUUUCUCCAUGGAUAAUUUUGUAACUGUUAGUUAUCAUGAAAAACAUGACAAAAAGUAGAA
This is a messenger RNA of Xenia sp. Carnegie-2017, 1855 nucleotides long. RefSeq lists its product as uncharacterized. The coding region runs from base 63 to 1406 and encodes 447 amino acids. The record is from RefSeq and is a predicted model, not a curated record. Gene Ontology annotation, cellular component: synaptic vesicle; membrane. The transcript is spliced from 7 exons. NCBI's taxonomy places the organism in Eukaryota, Metazoa, Cnidaria, Anthozoa, Malacalcyonacea, Xeniidae.